Messenger RNA from Penaeus indicus, 2973 nucleotides. RefSeq lists its product as uncharacterized. Gene Ontology annotation, biological process: arachidonate secretion; phospholipid metabolic process. The transcript is spliced from 6 exons. Bases 247 to 1284 code for a protein of 345 amino acids. The record is from RefSeq and is a predicted model, not a curated record. Lineage: Eukaryota; Metazoa; Arthropoda; Malacostraca; Decapoda; Penaeidae.
AAUCUAACUGGAGGAGAGUCUGUGUCGGUGCUCGGAGGGAAUUCCUUCACUGAAAACCCCCACCACCAAACCUUUAACGAUCACGACUUUCAUUUUCUAGCUAGACCAUUGUAUAUCCAACAUUUCCACUCUCCUUUAGUCUAUUAACGGAAACACCAAAAAAAAAAUAUAUAUAUAUACCAGCGCCUCCAACACUUGAUAGAAAAGUAGACCUAUAAAAUAUAUAUAUAUAAAAUACCUUUGAAGAUGGCGCGUGAAAUUCUUGCGUGUGUUUUGGGGUGUCUGCUCAUGGCGUGCUUUAGCCUGGGUCACCGCAUGCCCAAUUUCAUAGCCCAGGAUGACCUCAGCGACGGCCAGCACGAGAUCCGAAUUCACUUCAACGGGGUCAACGCCAAGCAAACGUCAGUGGGACACGACCAAGGAAGCGAGAGCGGCCUCGUCCUCCGCCAGAUAAGUCACCACCGGCACCUGCUUACCCUCAUCUACGUGGGCGAAGUGACGGACCGGAUCAGCGUGGACGGUCUCUCGCUCAGGGACUGCGAGCUCACGUCGGAGGAGGAGCAGGUCGAGAACUUCAUGCAUGAGUUCAAGGAUGAUGCAGAGCUCGCGAUGGACACGCCUAAGGGAUCUUGGUCUGGGCCGCUUCAUAACAUCUCUUUCGUACACCUGUCCGAGGAGGCUGAACUUCCGGAAUACCUGAGGCCUGUUGUUCACUUCCGACAGCUGAGAGCCCAGUGCAAGGACCACCACCGUCGCGUCCGGGCUGGAGUGAAGGCGCAGAGGCGUUCGCACAAGAGCCACGACGAACCCGCCAGCGUAACGCGAGACGAGAACAGCGAACUCGGAGUCUCUCACGCCAGGCCGAAGCGGUGGGUGCUGAACGAGCUGCUCAUCUUGCCUGGGACCCACUGGUGCGGCAACGAUGACAUGGCCAGCUCCUACAGCGAUCUCUCGGGCUUCGUGGGCGCCGACUCCUGCUGCCGCACCCACGACAUGUGCCCCGUCAACAUCCCCGGCUUCACCCGCAAGUACGGCAUCUACAACUCGCGCCUCACCACCAUCUCCCACUGCAUCUGCGACGAGAGGUUCCGCGCGUGUCUCCGCAAGUCGAAGACGGGCGCAUCCAACAUGGUGGGCACCGUGUUCUUCGACGUCGUGAAGACCCGCUGCUUCGUGUUCAAGAUGGAGAAGACCUGCAAGAAGUGGUCCUGGUGGGGCAGGUGCGAGAAGUACGGCAUGGAGAAGGUCGCCAGCCUGCGCGACCCCAUCCCCUGGAGCUCCUGAAUUCACUGAGACGCUUUUUCUAGAAUUAGAAGCCGGACGCGACCGCCACGAAGGAGACGGAAGAGACGGAUCUUCCUGGCGGUUCUGGAAUAUUUCGGUGUUCGAAGCAGCGGGGAAUGGGAUUUGAAGGAUGGGCCGUUUUCCAACCUGUUUCUCAAGGCUGUUAAGGCAGAAAGACGCAGCGGAUGAUUCUGGCUACAUUUUCGGCCAUCUUCUAUUACCUUUUUCUGAACUCCACCUCACCCUUCAGUCUCCUUCUCUCCAUCUCCGAGGAAUUCUAUCAAAGCUUCUCAUUCCUGGAGGAUGAGCCUCGUCUCCAGCCCCCCCACCCCCUUUCCCCUCACCCCUUCCUUCCUAUCCAUCCAUCCCUCCCUCCCUCCCUCCCUCCUUGUCCUCCUCCUUCGCUUGUUCCUUGCUCCCCUCCCUCCCCCCUCCAAGAGGAUCUGCCCCUCCGAGCCGCGUUGUUACCAAAGAAGGACAGGCGUCCCCAGGAGGAGGCUGGUGCGAGUCCAAGCGAGUCCCUUGUGGUUCCUAGCGAGUCCCUAGCGCUCCCCCCCAGGAGGCUCUUCGCGGGCGCCUCGCUGUGCCAUGUGUCAGUAUGGACCAGACUCUUCUGUGUUCCAGUUUGAAGGUACCUGAGCGAUCAUCAUCUACAAAAGUAAAGGCGUAUAUAGGUUUAUAGAGGAGUUUAGUACAGGUAUAUAUAUGUGUGUGCGCAUGGAAGUGUGUAUGCGGUUGCGUUUGGGUAUAUGUAUAUAUGCAUUUGUGUAUGCAUAUAUAUAUAUAUAUAUAUAUAUAUAUAUAUAUAUAUAUAUAUAUAUAUAUAUAUAUAUAUAUAUAUAUAUCAUGAAUUUAAAAUGUAUGUCAUAAAUAUAAGUGCUUCUAAACGCAUUUAUAUAUAUAUAUAUAUAUAUAUAUAUAUAUAUAUAUAUAUAUAUAUAUAUAUAUAUAUAUAUAUAUAUAUAAAUACAUGUUGAAGCACAUUCCAUGUUAAUUCUAGACAGUCAAGUGUUAUCCACGUUUAGUUCCGACAAAAAACUCUAGAAUAUACUUAACUCUGCCGUCCGGUUCUGGAGAAUCUGUGUAUGAUGAGCAUUAUAUACUAUAGCUAUGGCGUUUCCACUGUGGAACAAAUAAAAUCAAAACUAUGAGUAUCCAUAAAACUGCAAAGAAGCAUGUCUAAUAGUCACCCUCAUCACCAAUAGUCGUCGCAUUUUCUCAUCGUUUUCACGUUCCCGUCGCCGUCACAGUCAUCUCAUUCAUUUCCUUGUAUAUCUUCCUAGCGAGUGGUGACCCCGCCAUGUUUUCCGGUGCUGUUCAUAUUAUGCACGUUACGGUUGUCCAGUCCGGCAACGUAUAUAUAUAUAUAUGUUCCUUUUUUAUAACGAAUAGUCUUCAGCUGCAAUGACUUCGCAGUGGAGCUUUCGUCCUGUUGUAUGAUCGGUCUUCUAAAAUAGUCUUGUAAAUAGUCAGGCAUUUAAAGAGAGAGUGUGUGAAUUACGUCCAGUUUAGAAUGGCGAAGAGAAUGCAGGAGUUUUGGCCAAGAAUGCGUCCUGUGAAUAACUUGUUCAGUGUUCGUUUCGUGUCGUGUUUUUCAUGUGUUAAUUCGUCGAGAGAGAGAGAGAGAGAGAGAGAGAGAGAGAGAGAGAGAGAGAGAGAGAGAGAGAGAGAGAGAGAGAGAGAGAAAUA